Molecule: messenger RNA, 413 nt
Organism: Racocetra persica
Lineage: Eukaryota; Fungi; Glomeromycota; Glomeromycetes; Diversisporales; Gigasporaceae
Source: the annotation of a GenBank genome assembly
AUAUUGAAGACCUAUCACGUGAUAUACUUAAGUCAGAAACAUGUAGUUUAUUAAUUCCUGAAAUUGAACUUGAACUUCGCUCAGGCACACUUGGAGGACGAUUUACCACAGUUGAGGGUUUAUUACGGCAGGUUCAUGAAGAACUUCAAGACAAAGUUCCAUUUGUUAGUGGGGAUGGUGUAGAAAAUGAACGUAAAGCAUCGUUUGAAAAAUUUUUGACCAAAUUAAAUAAAGUAAUUACGGGAGAAGCUUUACCAGUUCAUUUGGUACUUGAUGAUCCACUUUCCAAUUCAUAUUUACAAAAUCCUUAUGCACCAGAUCCGGAUCCGAACAUGCAAAUAGAAACAUAUGAAAGAAGUUGGGAGCAAAAUGAAUUUCUUGGAUUAAAUGACAUUGUAGUGGAUAACUAUUAA